This is a messenger RNA of Larimichthys crocea (large yellow croaker), 2455 nucleotides long. Its product is annotated as zinc finger protein 852. Gene Ontology annotation, biological process: regulation of DNA-templated transcription. Bases 302 to 2050 code for a protein of 582 amino acids. The transcript is spliced from 5 exons. The record is from RefSeq and is a predicted model, not a curated record. NCBI's taxonomy places the organism in Eukaryota, Metazoa, Chordata, Actinopteri, Sciaenidae. Gene Ontology annotation, molecular function: DNA-binding transcription factor activity, RNA polymerase II-specific; RNA polymerase II cis-regulatory region sequence-specific DNA binding.
AGUUUACGGUUUUUUUCCAGGGUGCGGCUUGCUCUUGAGUGUAGGGUAAUUACGGUACUGGGCAUGCGCAGUGCGCUCAAGCAUCAGUAAGCAGUGCUGAAGGAGGCGAGAAGGGAAACAGUAGCAGGCAGCAGGCGGAGAGAGGGCAGAAGUUGGAUGGCGCUUUCCUUUGUCGCCGUGUCGCUGUUCUUAUUAACACCGAGCUCAUCCGCGAUCCGUGAAUUCAAACCAUCCGUCGCCGCUUACGCGUAGUCACACAUCUGGAUUUCAUCUAAGCAAACGGUCCGAACCUGUUGUCAGGAUGAUGGAGGAAUCGGUGUCCACCUUUGAGACGCAUCUGACCGCUGUCAUGGACAGCCUGAUCCGAGCCUCGGUGUGCGAGAUCACCAAACUCUUCCAGGAGACGGUGAACGACUACCUGGUGGAGCUGUCCCUCAACCGGAGGGAGAACGAGGCUCUGAAGCUGCGGCUGAGGCUCACCGAGAACAAGCUGAGAACCGAGCGCAAGUACGGGAUGGGCUGGGCUGCCAACCGCCGCAACGCCGGGCUGUCGGCGGCGGAGGAAGGAGCAGGAGGAGGGCGGCAGAAACGAAAAGUUGACGGGGCCCGAGGCAAGUCAAAGAAGGGCCCAGCAGCAGCCUAUGGCAAAGGCUGGCCUGGAGGUGUGUGGGAGGAAGGAGGAGGUGGUGGUGGCGGCAGUAGCAGCAGCAGUGGUGUUGGGGGAGGAGGAGGAGGAGGAGGAGUAGGAGGAAGUGUAUCAGGAGCAGGAAGAAGAGGGGGGAAGGAGGCCAGGGAGAUGUACCUCAUCCAGUUCCCCGGGGAUGAAGAGGAUGAGGGAGGAAUGGCGGAGGACGAGGAAGGGGAGGGCAGCCUCAGCGUUGAGGGGGAGGAGACGGCCAACAUCAAAGAGGAGUUUGCUCACACAGAGGGCUAUCAACCCGCUUCUCUUCGGCUAAUCAAAGAGGCCUUGAAGAUGGAACCUCCCAACAAGAAACUUCACGCUGGCUCCAGAACCCAAAGCGAAGGAGACCUGUCAGAUCAUCCCCCGACCCUUCAUCCAGGAGGGAGAGAGGAGGAGGACUGGGAGGUGGGCUCAACCGAGCCAUCAGAGGGGGGCAUGACCAUGGAUGAGCUAAGGGGUCUUGAGUCUGCACUGAGGGCUGAGAGAGGCCGCGAACAGGCUGCAAUGACAGCUUCCCAGCCUGUCAGCCCAAACCCUGAAAUAGUGCGAGGCAGCGAGAUCAGCCUGGUCCCCAAGUACAUUGGUCUCGAUGGAAUGGAACAGGACGGAGAGCUGGAGCCACCCACCCUGCAGAGAGAGGAGCAGAUAGGGCAAGGCAGGUCGAAAGACGCUCUGAGGGCUGGAGUGGAGAUGAGGUUAGGUUGGUCGAAAAAGUUAAGGGAGGGCGACUCGCCCGCAGUCAUGACCGGAGAGGAUGUGGUGGAGCUGGGUGAGCCAGAGCAUCUGCCUCACCUGUCUGCUCCAGGGAGUGUCGGGGAGAGUGAAGAGGAGGGUGGCGCAGACCUGCUCCACUUCUGCCCACAGUGUGGAGGAGGGUUCACUUCAGAGGCUGAGCUGGAUGAGCACCCCUGCCCACUAGGGGGCUCUCAAUUACAGAGCAGUGGAGGAGAGGACAGUCUUUUCCCUUGUGCCCACUGUGGCAACACAUUCAGCCACGCCUGGGCACUUAAGAACCAUGAGUGCGCGUGUGCCGCCGAGCGGCCGCACUGCUGCGAGAUCUGCGGCAAACGCUUCACACACUCGCGCUCACUUGAACGACAUCAUCUAGUGCACACAGGCGAGAGGCCGCACCGGUGCCCUCAGUGCGGACGCACCUUCAGUCGUCUAGGCAAUUUGGAACGUCACCAGCGGAUUCACACAGGCGAACGUCCGUACGGGUGUGACGCGUGCGGAAAACGGUUCAGUCGGGUGGAGUACUUAAAGAGACACCAACUCAUACACAGCAGUGAAAAGGCGACGCUCCAGUGCUCCAACUGUGGAAGUGGCUUUAGUGAUGUGGAGCAACUGAAAAACCACCAGUGUUUUUAAAGCUUCAACUCUCUGACACUGAACUGGAAAAAAGGAGGUUUUUCGUUGAAUGUGGUAGAAUUUUAGGUGAUGAAUGUGUGGUAGAGGCUUAUUUUAUUCUCAGUGAUAUGGAGUCGCCUUUUUAUAAUGAAGGCAAAUGUCCAAAGUGGUGUACAUGGUGUUUCUCUACAGGAGGAGAAAGGAAAUCCAUCUCAGACGUACAGCCAUUUUAAUUUGAGGUGUUCUCAUUUGUAUGUACAAAGCUUGUACUUAUUUAUGAUGAUCAAUGAAUUGUACAUUUAUGUCUUUUUAUCAAUAAUUCAAAGUCGAAGGCUUUGUUUGUUUCUGACAAUUUAAUUGACAGCUUGGUAUUUUGUAUGUUUGUGUUUCAGUCACAUCAUUAAGAAAUAAAUAUCUCAGUUCAUC